AUGAAUAUAUUUGGCUUUCGUCGUCUUCUUUUUCUCUUCAUUGGACUUGUGCCGUUCGGUGAUCUGUCACCAGUUAACAACGACAACAAUAAUCAACGUCAAGCACAAGUAGCAAACACAAUUGUCAAUCAACCAACUCCAGUAAUCUUAAGUACUCGACCAUCGAAUUUAUUAGCAUCAACUUCUAUGCAAUGGAUAAAAACAUUAAAAAAUAUAACAGAAAAUGGUGGUAGCACAGUUAUUUUGGAAUGUCAAGUUCAAUCAGCCCAUACAGUAUCAUUCAAUUGGUAUAGAUACAAUAAUCCGCUUGAUAAAAGACGCUUUUCUAUUGAUCAAAGUGCAUUCCGAUCUAGUAUUAAUUUAAAGAAUUUAAAAGAAUCCGAAGCUGGUUUCUAUACAUGUGAAGUAUCGAAUGGUUUUCAAACGUUAGCAUCAACUGGAUUUGUUCGAGUUAAAAAUCCCGUGGAUAUCGAUGAUACUGAUUCAAAUGAUGAAUUAUUACCAUCAAUUGAUUUUCAACCAGAAAUAGUUAUAAAUAGUGAUGAACAAACAAAUAAAUUAAAAUGUGAACAAUAUACGGGUAGUAUUUGUCGUCCGAUAAUAUCGUCUCAAUAUAUAUCAACAACAAAUCAAAAUGAGAUUGAGAAAAAUUUAAUGGAAAAUUUAAAUUUUGUUACUAAUAAUGAAUUAUUAUCAAAAGAAUGUGGUCAAUUGUUAUUACAAAUGAUAUGUUUAUUUGCAUAUCCAAUAUGUGACAACGAUCGUUUUAGUGUACGUUCUAUAUGUCGUCAUUCAUGUGAAUAUUUUCAAAAUCAUGCAUGUUCAAAUCUAUUUAAUGAUAAACUACCACAAAUGUAUUCUAAUCUUCAACUUAUACAAAAGAUACCGACAUGUGAUAAUCUACCACCGACCAGUGAUGAUUCAACAUGUAUUAUUAUUAAUCAAACAGUAUCAAGUCGUCCGAAGAGUAAAAAUUCCUCAUCAUCAAAUUCUCGUUCAACAACUCGACAUCCAGAAACAUCAACAUCACACAUAUUGACUAUUUUAUGUGUUAUUACUGCACCUGUUGCUGUAUGUCUCAUAAUGGUAAUUAUAUGCUGGCGUUGCCAUCGUAAAAAUAAUAAUAAUAGUCAUCUGUCAACAUGUUCAUCGACAUCAACACCAAUUAAAAAGUCUACACAUCUUAUUAAUACGGUUACAUCGUCACCUUUUCGUCCAUCCAUAACGACAAAUAUUAAUAAACCAAAUCCACGUUAUAUACCGUCGUCGUCAUCAUCAUCAAAUACAUAUUUUACAAACACACACCUUCGACAAACAUUACUUAAAUCGGAAAUAAAACAUCCAAAUUUUCAAAAUCCAUUAUCAGAAAGUUCUCUAGCUGAAAUUCCAUUCACAAAUAUAAGAAUUUUACAAGAACUUGGUGAAGGUGAUUUUGGACGAAUAUAUAAAGGUGAAUUUGUUGAUAGUUCACAGAAAUGUAUAAUAAAAACGUUACAAACUGAAUUUGCAUCACCACAAAAUCGUGAAGAAUAUUCACGUGAAAUAGAAAUUUUUCGUCAUAUACGCCAUUCGAAUAUAUCCUGUCUACUUGGUAUUUGUAUGCAACCACAAAAUGCACUUUCAUUAAUGAUCUAUGAACGUUUAAAUGAUGGAGAUUUACAUGAAUAUUUAUUACAACGUUCAACAGCAAUUUCGCUGUAUCAACAACGUGAUCUCACUGAUUUUCUUUAUAUAUCAAUACAGAUUAUAUCGGGCAUGGUUUAUUUAGCUGAAAAGAAUUUUGUUCAUAAUGAUUUAUCAGCCAAAAAUAUUCUCAUUUCUGAACAUAUGGACAUCAAAAUUUCUAAUAUUGCACGUUACCGUCCAAAAUAUGAUGCAGAUUAUUAUAAGAUCGCUAAUCGUUCAUUACCUGUCCGAUGGAUGGCAAUAGAAUCUUUGCUAUCAGGUAUUUAUACUGAAAUGUCAGAUGUUUGGUCGUUCGGUGUUCUCCUUUGGGAAAUGUUUUCCUAUGGUAUACAACCAUAUUAUGGACGAACAAAUCCAGAAGUAAUUGAAAUGAUACGCGAUAGAAAAUUAUUAACUUGUCCAAUGAAUUGUCCAAAACGAAUCUAUGCAUUAAUGUGCUCAUGUUGGGAAGAACUCAGCGAACAACGACCGACAUUUACUGACUUGAUGAAAAGAUUUCGACAAUUUGAAGAAAAGUCAGGAACAUUGUCAUCAACAACAUCAUCGUCCUUAGUUGAUGUACCACCUGUUGUAAAUCAUGGAGACAUACAAACGCCAAAAUACCGAACAUUUAUUUCACCGUUACCACCAUCAUCAUUUGUGCGUAAUGACACAUUUUCAACUAGUGGACGAACUGCUCCACAAUCGGUGAUUGCUGAUAAAGAGGGUAUUCGUUUUGAAGUCUAA
This is a messenger RNA of Rotaria socialis, 2412 nucleotides long. Lineage: Eukaryota; Metazoa; Rotifera; Eurotatoria; Philodinida; Philodinidae. The record is from the annotation of a GenBank genome assembly.